Messenger RNA from Centruroides sculpturatus (bark scorpion), 2970 nucleotides. RefSeq lists its product as uncharacterized. The transcript is spliced from 5 exons. The record is from RefSeq and is a predicted model, not a curated record. The coding region runs from base 127 to 2568 and encodes 813 amino acids. Gene Ontology annotation, molecular function: 3',5'-cyclic-AMP phosphodiesterase activity. NCBI's taxonomy places the organism in Eukaryota, Metazoa, Arthropoda, Arachnida, Scorpiones, Buthidae.
UUUAAAAAUAUGAGAAUAUUCCAAAAUGAUUUGAUAACAAUUUACAUCAUUUCCAUCAUUUAACACUCUGCUAUAAAGUAAAUGAUUGCAGAGAGCUUAUUUUUUAAAAUCAUUUAUCAUUAGCAAAUGAUUUCAAAAGGUGAUUACGAGAGACAGCUGAAUCUUCCAGUCACUCCAUUGUGUGACCGCACAAAAACUACUGUUGCCAAAAUACAAGCAGAUUUCUUCAAAUUUGUGGUCACGCCGUUGUUCGAAAUUUGGCAUCGAUUUUUGAAGACGUCUUUGUCGCAACAACUGCUCGAUAAUCUCUGUUACAACCACAAUGAAUGGCGAAUCGUUGUCGAUAGAGAAGAAAAAUUAAAAAUUAAACCCAUUAUCGAGCCGGAAGGAUGUAGCACUGCCGACGAAGAAGAAUUGGACGAAGUAAAUGAACAUUUGGGUCCGUCCGCGGACGAAUCUUUUUUGUCUGGGGACGAGGAUAGUAUGAAUCCUAGUUGGGGGAGGAGACAGAGUAUGCCACUUAGUGUUCCUAAAAUGUUACCGAGGACAACAAUCAGGAGACAGAGUUUUCCACGUGUUCUUCAUCCUCGAACGGUCAUGCCGGAAACCGAAGGGUUUUCGUCGUUUCCAUUGCAUCGUUCACCAAAUAUAUCGUUGCGCACUCUAUCAGCGGAACAUCUUCAGCCAAAAGCGACUAUUAUGUCGCUGUCUAGAAGUACUCGUAUGUCUCUGUUGAGGAAGAUGGAUAUCGCUGUCGAGGUGGAAAGAAGACUAGUUCAUCAACCUAUAUCUUAUCCUCCUUACAUGAUGCCCAUUAUCGGUUCUAAAGUUGAACCGCUAGAUGUAGUUUCUCCAGAGGCGACCGAAAAAGAUGCGCCAGAAGUUACACCUGCGGAGGAAGAGAUAGAAUCGGAUUCGCAAUCCAGUUGUACAAAUGGCUGUUGUAGCUCGGAUUCGUCUAGAAAUGGAUCCGCGGGCGACGUUUCUCCGAUAGCCGUUGCCGAGAGACAAUCAGAAAGAUCAUCAUUUUCCUCAAGUGCAUUAGAUCCUCGCGCUCUUUCCUGCAUUAAAGACUGCGUAGAAACAAAAAUUAGUGUCAUGCAACAUUCUGCUUCGGAAUCGACGUCGUUCGUAAACGAAAAAUAUUUAUCUCCAGUCGAUAAACCAAAGAAGCUCAUUCGCUUGAAGUCAGAAAGUGACAUGCUCAGAAACGAAGCCAACCUAUCUCCGCAGCAAUUUUCUGUCCAUAAAAAUAAAAAUAUCAGCCAGUUCGAACAGCAUAUCACUUCAUGGUGCUCACACAUCAGCAGAAGUCUAUCGGCCGACAGAUCGCAAUCCGAAAGACCCGAUUUCGAUUCUCCCGUCAUUUGGAAAGGUUCUGUCAAUAGUCUGUCUUCCGGAGGUUUAAUGAGAAGGCGUGGUUCGGCCCCCGUAGUGCUAAGGACCGGACAACUGACAAAUGUUAGUGAUAUAGUGGAGACUAGAGGCGGUCUUAGAGGUGGUACUUCUAAUAGUUGUUACGGUCGUCGAUGGUCUAUUCCGACAGAACCGGCCGACGUGUUGCUGUCGCAACAACAUUUAGAAGAUCAUCCAACCAUUCCAUCUCCCAUUGGACACAGGCCGUUACAAAAGGAACUGGUUCGUCGUCACAGUUUCGGUUUACUAGAACCGUUUUUAUCCAUCCAAUCGUCGGAGUCGGAAUGUGAUGGCUCCAGUACGGAACCGACCAGCACGGGAACCACGUGCAGCACGAGGAGGAGCAGCACCGUUCCGGGCGACUGUCCCAGGAAGAGUUUCAGCAGUCGGGGCACGGUUUAUACGGAGAGUAACGAGACGGAGGAAAGUAUCUGUUCCGAGAGUCAAGACGUUUUCUAUCCAUGUUUCCUCUCAAAUAGGACAUUGUUGGGUAAAAGACGCGGUUCCCUACCCACGGACAUUCCAAUUUCGUUAAUGUGUCGUGUCCCUUCCGUGGCCGCCACCGCUACUAACAGGACCAGACUUCCAUCCAAACCUUCGUUCGAAGAAUUGAAGGACAGAGGCGGAAGUGACGACGUUAAACUCUUGAAUCUGGAUUGGGAUCAAACCAGAAGACGCGGUUCGGCCGGUGAAUUACUGUGCGCCCUAAUAGGUUCGGCUAGAACGCUGGCCACCUUGCAGGGUAUUGUUACGACGUCGAUCGAUACCGUUCCGAAUUCUAGUACUGCUCAACCACCCACCCAUAGUCUUCCCAGAAGAGGAUCCGGUGGAUUAGAAUUGUUCAGUGGAUUUUGGCGCUCCAGGACAACAGACAUAUCUUCCGAUCCCCCACCGUCUUCUGGUCGUUUUAUUUUGCCCAGGCAAUCCUAUUCGGUCGAUUCUCAUUGUCCCGAGUCGUUUUUUAGAGGAUCCAGAAGUGAUCAGCAGCUCUGUACAAACGUAUCCUUACCUCUGGCAAACCAAGGAGGUGCCUCAGGGAUCUCUGCCAUCGAAGAGCGGCUGUUGUGCCAACCACGAAGAGGUUCUGUACCUUUAGAAGUAUCGUUUAUUUCCCUUCUAACAGGUAAACCAAACUACAGAGACACCAAGUGAAUCCCAAAACCCGAAUCCCACUAUUACCUCUAUCUAUGCAAGUCCACCAAACUGCGUAGUCCUAGGCUUUUCCAUAAAAAAAGAAAAAUUUCUUCGUUUUCUCCUGGAAAUUCCUAUAACUUUCCAGAAAAACUAUUCACCUUUAUGCAUUGCAAAAUAUCUUAAUGUUAAUUUUGUUGAUUUAUUUGUCCAGCAAUUUCCAAACAACAGAAUACCAUUCACCGACCAUCUUUUCCCAAAUGUCGUUGAUGGAUGUAUAUCUGUAUUGUUGUAAUGACGAGUAAAAAGUACUCUUAUGUUGUGCAUCUGGACAUUGUAAAAAACACUUCUGAGUAUAGUCGGUGUCGUGAUCUCGACAAGAUUGCUGGUAUGUCAAUGAGUCAGUAAACACGAUGACAAAUA